UCGAACACACCCCGCUCCUACGUAGUUUCUGUAGACGUAGUCCCUCCACGUCUCACUGGCCCUUCCACAGCCAGUAACGAAAUAGGAAGAUGGCUGCGGCGGAUCGUACUCCUGUGAAGGAGGGAGUCCGGAUCGGUCUUCUGUGUGUUUGCUGGUACACGGUCAGCUCGGGAGGCAACGUCGUCAACAAAAUCAUCUUAAAUGGAUUCCCUUACCCUGUCACGGUCUCUCUUUUCCACAUAUUUUCCAUUGUCGUCUUCUUACCACCGCUGUUGCGUGCCUGGGGUGUCCCGAAAACAGAAGUACCAAGCAGAUACUAUCGAUGGUACAUCAUUCCAUUGGCCUUUGGAAAAUACUUCGCCUCUGUCUCGGCCCACUUCAGCAUAUGGAAAGUGCCAGUGUCCUACGCGCAUACUGUUAAAGCAACCAUGCCAAUCUGGGUCGUGUUACUGUCACGAAUCAUCAUGAAGGAAAAACAGAGUACAAGGGUGUACUUGUCCCUUGCGCCCAUAAUUGGGGGAGUGCUGUUGGCUACGGUGACCGAGCUGUCCUUUGACAUGUCUGGACUCAUCAGCGCCCUGGCGGCCACCCUCUGCUUCUCCCUGCAAAACAUCUUCUCCAAAAAGGUGUUGCGGGAUACACGGAUCCACCACCUGCGUCUGCUCAACACGCUGGGUUUCAACGCGGUGAUGUUCAUGCUGCCUACCUGGAUCCUGGUGGACCUCUCCUCCUUCCUGGUAGAUGGAGAUGUGUCCACGCUGGGCACUUGGACGAGUACUCUGCUGCUGCUGCUGGUCAGCGGCUUCUGCAACUUUGCCCAGAACGUGAUCGCCUUCAGUGUGCUGAACCUGGUGUCCCCGCUCAGCUACGCCGUGGCCAACGCCACCAAGAGGAUCAUGGUCAUCAGCAUCUCGCUGCUCAUGCUGCGCAACCCCGUCAACAGCACCAACGUCAUGGGCAUGAUGACGGCCAUCCUGGGGGUCUUCCUUUACAACAAGGCUAAAUACGAUGCUAAUCAGGAAGCUAAGAAGAAGCUGCUCCCGGUCUCCAAGCAGGACAUGGGUGGCGUCUUCGACCACGUGGGAGGGGACAAACCCCAGCCCAACGGCUCAGUGCCUUUCACGCAGGGCUCGGACGCCCUGUACGGCCGCAGCAACGUGCUAACAGACCACUUCCAGUACAGUCGCCAGGCCUACACGCCGCUCAAUUACGCCGCCAACCAGUACGUGGUGUAAACGUGGCGGACGAGACGGGACGCGUGGAUGUGUGUGUGUGUGUGUGUGUGUGUGUGUGUAUGUGUGUGUGUGCGUGCGUGUGUGUGUGUGUGUGUGACGCUGGCUGGCGCACAGGCUACUGGCGAGCUGCUCGGCAUCGUGCAGACUCUUCUUCUUCAACAUCCUGCUUCGUCUGAGAGGGGGGUGUCAACAUCCUUCUUCGUCUGAGAGGGGGGUGUCACUGUAUAGUAGGGGACAGGCUUUGGGCCUGGUGGCAUGGGAGGGGAUUAGACUUCAUUAGUCUGCAAACCGUUACUUUUUUUUGUUUUCCCUUCAAGAUCUAUUUAUUUAUUGUCAACGGACAUUUCUUUGGGUUUUUUUUUUUCAUUUGUAUGUCUGUGCAAAUGUAGUCGUUCUGCUGGGAAAUAGGGUUGGGGUCGGGGUUGGGGUCGUCUUUGGAUGAGACUCGGUAGAAUGUAACACAUCGAAGUCUUUGUGCCGACCGCACUGCUGAUGGCACGGAGGAUGGUGUUGGACAUUAUUAUUAAUGUUAUAACAGGGUUGCUUCGUGCACGGAGCAAGAAUGUUGUCUGGUAUGCUAACAUGAAGAAAUGAAUUUUGAGCAAAAAAAAAAGAUCAUGUCGGUUCAGACACCAGUAUAAUUGUUUUGAUUUUAAAUGCUUGUUAAAAAUAUGUAAAAGGUUUUUGUUUAAAAUAUUGUUUUUAAUAUUGAUCAGCGGUACUGAUGAUUCAUGAUUAAAUCAUCUUGGGUUGCUUUGUA
This is a messenger RNA of Engraulis encrasicolus (European anchovy), 1995 nucleotides long. It is a transcript of the gene slc35e1, whose product is annotated as solute carrier family 35 member E1. Bases 90 to 1235 code for a protein of 381 amino acids. The transcript has 6 exons. The record is from RefSeq and is a predicted model, not a curated record. Gene Ontology annotation, molecular function: antiporter activity. Lineage: Eukaryota; Metazoa; Chordata; Actinopteri; Clupeiformes; Engraulidae. Gene Ontology annotation, cellular component: Golgi apparatus.